Molecule: messenger RNA, 1029 nt
Organism: Hypoxylon trugodes
Lineage: Eukaryota; Fungi; Ascomycota; Sordariomycetes; Xylariales; Hypoxylaceae
Product: RWD-domain-containing protein
Exons: 2
Coding region: 214-915 (233 amino acids)
Biological process (GO): cytoplasmic translation
Molecular function (GO): protein binding
Source: RefSeq, a predicted model, not a curated record
GUUACAUGCACUAGAUACCUACAUGGUACCUAAAAUGGUACCUACGCAGUCGCAAACUUGAAUCACUUUCUUCUACGUACAUACCUAAUCUAUACAAUAUACCAUUCGCCGGUAUUGUAAAAGAUCAAUUACCUGAAGUCUAAAUCAUGAACUUUGUGUUCGCAAGAAAUAUAGAAUAAUAAAUGAAAAGUCGCCUAUUCCCUCGCGGAAAAAAUGGGGAAAGAAGAACAGGUCGAAGAACGUGAAGUUCUCGACUCUAUUUUCCCAGAAGAAAUCACAGAUAUUUCCGACACCGAAUAUCGAAUAUCAAUAAAACUAGAUAUACCCGACGAUGAUGGCAACGACGAAGACGAAGCUAGCGAGCCUCCCACGCUUAUUCUACACGUGCGUUACCCGGACGACUACCCCGAUGAGGCCCCUAUCCUCGACCUUUCGCCACCUCAAAACGCCAUACCGUACCCAUACUUCGCUGUUUCUGCCGACAAAGAGCGGUUGUUAAAGGGGCUUGAAGACGCUAUCCAGGAAAACAUGGGAAUGGCUAUGGUUUUCACGCUUGUGACGACCUUGAAAGAAGAAGCUGAGCAGUUAAUUGCAGAUCGCAAGGCGGCUGCUGCUAAGGAACGUGAGGAGGCUAUCCUUGCCGCGGAACGUGAAGAGAACAAGAAGUUUCAUGGUACACCGGUAACCCCGGAAACAUUUAUGAAGUGGCGAGAAGGCUUCUUAAGAGAAAUGGAAGAAAACCGACAGAGAGAAGAGGAAGAGAGGCUAGCGGAACUAAAGAAGGCUAAGGUAAAGGAACCAAUCAAGUUGACAGGCAAGCAAUUAUGGGAACGAGGGUUAGCUAAGGGCGAUGAGGCUGAGUAUGACGACAACAUCCCAACCGAACAAGUUGAGCGGCUCAAGGUUGAGGCGUAGUAGUGAGUGACACCCAGUCGCCUUGAGAGCAUUGCAGGCAGUUCAUAGGCGCAUCUGGCACGGCUUAGGAGAACGAAUUAAGGGGAAACCGCCUCAUUUAAAUCAACUCGACGA